This is a messenger RNA of Spirometra erinaceieuropaei, 651 nucleotides long. The record is from the annotation of a GenBank genome assembly. NCBI's taxonomy places the organism in Eukaryota, Metazoa, Platyhelminthes, Cestoda, Diphyllobothriidea, Diphyllobothriidae.
AUGCCGCAUUUCCUUAUCAACGCAAAAACGUCUGCUUCGUUUGAUUUCGAAGAGGACCUUGGUGGCAGGAAGUCUACGCUGCUCCUCGAUGGCAUGAUGGCGCGAAUAAAGGACAGUGAAACUCUCUCAGAUGCAUUCGCAGUGACCGACGGAGUGAAGCAGGGCUGCAUCCUCGCUCCCACACUACUCAGCCUUACGUUCUUUGCCAUGCUGAUGGACGCCUACCGUGACGAACGCCCUGGGAUCCGCAUCGCCUACAGGACGGACGGCCCACUCCUCAAUCACUGGCGGAUGCACUUCCAGUCGCGUGUAUCCACAACUACCGUCCAUGAACUUCUCUUCGCUGACGAUUGUGCUCUCAACGCGACCGCAGUAAGGGACAUUCAGAGGGGCAUGGAUCUCUUCGCCGCCGCCGCCGCCGCCGCCGCCGCCACAGCCGCCUGCGACUACUUAGGCCCGCUCAUCAACACCGAGAAAACGGUGGUUAUGCAUCAACCGUCACCCGAUGCUGUCUACGUCGCACCCCAAGUCAACCUGAACGGCUCCCAGCAGCAACUCUUGGACAACUUCGUCUAUAUAGGAAGCACACUCUCGCGCAACACAAACAUCGAGGACGAGGUUGCCCGUCUGCUGUCCAAAGCCAGGCUGUAA